Messenger RNA from Pseudopodoces humilis (Tibetan ground-tit), 1836 nucleotides. The record is from RefSeq and is a predicted model, not a curated record. Lineage: Eukaryota; Metazoa; Chordata; Aves; Passeriformes; Paridae.
UGCAAUUAUGCUAGCAAGGCUGUAGGAGCAUUGAACACUUCUUUCCCAUUUCUUUUGAUUUUUGUUGCCUCUCCAUGAAUUCCUGUCCUGUUUAGAGCUGUGUUUUUUUUUACUUUUAGUUUGUGGUGUGCAUGGUUCUGAGGAUAUUAGAAAAAACGUGCUGAAGGUUCUCUCUGAGGCAUGGCUAUUUUUGUUAGAAGCUGACACUUUAGACUGAGCUUUAAGUGUUGCCUCUGGAAGGCCUCGGGUUGUUCUGGGAGGCCAAGAUUCUGCAGAGGAAACAGACAUUUCAGGGAGCAUAAAAGAAGAAGGAGCACAAUUAGAAAAAGCAGAGGACCUCCCUCCUUCUCAUUCUGCAACUCCUGCGAGAGUCAGUAACCCAGAAGUACUAUCUAAGCUGCCGCAGUAAAUCUUGACCUUUUAAACAGAGUAUCUUUUACCAUCAUCAUGGCUGAGAUAACAGCAGAAGGACACAUGUCAACAACCACGACGAUAAUAGAUGGUAAGAACGGAUCUGUUCCUUCGUCAUCCAUGAAAGUGGGCAAGAAAUCAGUGACAGAAGACCUCGUGACAACGUUCAGCUCACCAGCAGCAUGGCUUCUUGUUGUUGCUCUGAUUGUUACCUGGUCAGCAGUAGCUAUUGUAAUGUUUGACUUGGUGGAUUACAAAGACUUAGCAGGUAUAGCCACCUAUUCACAACAUUGCGAUGAUCCCUGUUUCCCACCUGGAAGAUCUGUUCACAAGCUCAGCACAGAACCACUGAGAAUCAUUCAUGAGACACUGGAAGAGUCUUCUGAUUGGAUUUAUGGCUUUUUUUCUUUACUGUCUGACAUCGUAUGGAGUGAUGAUGAUGACAGUGAUGAAGGUGAAGUGGAACCUUCCCUGAAAAAAGAAAUUCAAAAACAGAAGACAGAGAAACCUGAAAAACGAACACCAACGAAGGCAGCACACAGAGACAAACCUGAAAAACAAGAAAAAAUUGAGAGGAAGGAACCCCCAAAGGUGACAAGUAAAGACAAACUGGAAAGACAAGAAAAACCUGAAAAAAAGGAAAGGAAUGCAGCUGUUCACAAAGAGAAACCUGAAAAGCCAGAAAAACAAGAAAAGAAAGCACUGUCUAAAGUAACUCAAAAAGAUGCACCUGAAAGACAUGAAAAAGCUGAAAAGAAACCUCCUCCCAAAGAGGAGAAGAAAGUAAAGAGCACUAAAGUGGAAGCAAAAGUUAAAAAGGAAGUGAAGGAUGGAAAAGGAGAAGCAAAGACAGCAGAGAAGGUGAAGCAGGCAGAGACAAAAACAACAGAAACUGGGCUAAUAAAGGCCAAAACGAAAGUUAAGGAGGAGAAAGCUCUUCAGACUGUAACUAAAUCGGACAAGAAAGAUCAAUAUGCAUUCUGUCGCUAUGUGAUUGACAUGUUUGCGCAAGGGGAUUUUGAUCCAGGUGCAGGACAUAAGGAAUUCGUACCACCUCGUCUUCUUCUAGAACACAGUCCAAGAAAGAAACCAGCAGCCAUUGAAGAAGAAAAGUCUACUGUGGAACCUAGAGAAGUGAAAAAGAAAAAAGAGGAGAAGAAAAAGAGUGAUGAAAAGAAGACUACAACUGAAACUAAGAUGAAAGAAAAAACAGGAAAAAAGGAGAAAGCUCAUGAGAAGACAGCUGUCCCUGAAAUUAAAAAAACAGAUAAAAAAGAAGCUGCUGUAUCCAAAGAACCUAAAAAGCCAGCAAAAGCUCCUGCAGCUAACCCAGCCAUCAAAAAAGCAGCAGCACCAGGCAAAACAACAAAGAAAGAAGCAAAAGUACAUGCAUCUGUGGAAACUCCAAAGUCAAAAGGUGAGUAA